AUGACAUUGGCCAAUAUCCCCCGGCGCCAGCUGCCCUAUCUGCAGCGGAAUUGGAACCAAGGCGCCAACGACUGGUCGAGUCCUACCAAACUCAGCAAUGGAUAUGAUGGCCAUAAUGGAGCUGAGCCUGAGAAUCGGCCCUCCAAGCGCCCAAGGCUUGCGGAAGAUGCGACGCCCGAACUGACGGACACUCCAUCGUUGGAUGAGGUUCUAUUGCCCAAGGUUCCCAGCUCGGCACCUAGGUUCUUACGAGUCGAUGUUUUGAAAAUUGUUCACAAGGACUUCGAGCGCCGGGUAAAACCUAGUGUCAGCCUUAGCAAUCUAGACACGCCGCCGCAGCCCUUGUCCAAUUUACUCACGAUCAGGGCCUCCUGCAAGAUCACCAUCCUAGAUAACUCGCCGUUGUGCAAGCAUGCUCCGCCCGUUCUCUAUUGUAAUAGCCAGCCCUGCACGAUCAAGACUUUCAAGAACCCCGUCGGGAGUUCUCCCAUGGCCAGGGUGUACUUGGAACGGCCCUUCUUCGUCCCUGACACGAUCCUCAAAAUCGUCAAGGAGGAUGGCUCAUAUGAUUUGGCCGACAAUUACCGACUAGACGUCGAGCUGAGUGCCGCCGAUGGAAAGGAGUGGCCGCCACUGGAUCUCACGAUCCCCCCGGAACGUAACAGCCAGGGUGCGCGGAGAUGGGUACUUCUUGCCUGUUUGGUUGACUUGUUCAAGAGAUCACGCAUGUCUGUGGAUCUUUACAUGCAUCAGUAUACACGGGAAUGCAUUCUCCGCACCAGCUAUAUCGUCGACAUUGAUGCACGCUGGUCAGUCGGUUGCGAGCGGCGACCCUCGACUCCUGAGAAGGGUGUUAUGUCCUCCAUCACUGUAAGCGUUGCUGACUCAAAUAACGGCGUUGUCGCAAACGGGACAGACUUGAAUGGCGUCCCGACCCCAGAAACUCUGGUGAACGGGGCCUCUAAUGCGUCCGUCAACGGAUACGCCGGGGAGGGCAGCGAAGAGCCCGAAGGAGACACAACGCCGAACCGAGCCCUACGUACCCGGGAGAAUAAGGUCUACAACCUCAAGCUUCUUAGCGAUAAAGCCCAAGGAAAAAGCAAGGACAAGGACCGGAGACGCCGAAAACGGGAUGAUGGUCAGGUCACAUAUCUCCUUGGUACUGAUCAGGCCCCUCUUCAGGUUCCUCUGGACUCGUACGGCUGCCUCGCAUGCGGAGUCACACAUCAAUCGCUUCAAAUCUUGCAAAUGCAUCUCAGUUCGGCUCAUCCCGGGUUCGUGUGCGAUCUCCGAUACUCAAAGGGUGCCUGCCAGUUCCGCGUAACGGAUCGAAAUGAUUGGCUCGCGUCUGACUCCAAGGAGUUCCAGUUCACCAGCGCCACGAAGACUCUGGGCUUCGAUACUGCACCGGAGGCCAAAGAAAGGCGGCAACCCGGCGCGCCUCAACCGGCCCCAAACGUUGCGCAAAGACCAACUCAACCCAAGCCAGUCGUGAAGAAGCCGAAGAAGAAGGUUCUAGUUCCUCAGACCAAGCAGCCCCUAUAUGACUCUGUCAGUAGAGCGCUUCUUGAACCUGGAACCGAACUUGUUCCGCCAAAAAGCGACGAUAGAUGGUGGAUCCAGAAACAUCGCGACGUUAUUUCAGAUUUUGUCGAUAUUGAGCUUCCUGAGAGGGAGUACAUCCUCGCUUGGGAUAAGUUUGUGCUCCCCAAGCGACUCUCUUCGGAAGGCUUUGUCCCUAAGAUUCUACUGGAAUUCUUGAGUGCGAAAGCCGCCUGGAUCGUGUCCUCGGAGCAACGGGAAGAGGAGUUCUUUAAGCACUUGGCAUAUUUGCAACUCCGGGACGUUUUGGAUCAAAAAACUCUUGACGCAGUAAAUCUCAUAUUGGGUGACGCCCGAGCAGCGAAGGCGGCCAAGGACGCCGAAACGGAAUCCCAGGACGACACAUCUAGUGACACCUGGAAACGGGAGGAACCAUCCUGUGUGAUCUGUAAAUUACCACCAGUCGGGGUUAUUUGCACCCUCGUCUGCUCCAAUGCUGAUUGCGGCAAAUAUUUCCACCUUACCUGCAUUCAGGAUGCGAUCAAGAUGAAGCCCACAGAAGAAAAGUGGCUCUGCAACGACUGCGUUGACAAUGCUCCGGAGACUAGAGAUGUUCCAGCACAGGGUGCAUAG
Messenger RNA from Scedosporium apiospermum, 2175 nucleotides. RefSeq lists its product as uncharacterized. The coding region runs from base 1 to 2175 and encodes 724 amino acids. The transcript is spliced from 3 exons. Gene Ontology annotation, molecular function: chromatin DNA binding. Lineage: Eukaryota; Fungi; Ascomycota; Sordariomycetes; Microascales; Microascaceae. Gene Ontology annotation, cellular component: nucleus. The record is from RefSeq and is a predicted model, not a curated record.